This is a messenger RNA of Anthostomella pinea, 966 nucleotides long. The record is from the annotation of a GenBank genome assembly. NCBI's taxonomy places the organism in Eukaryota, Fungi, Ascomycota, Sordariomycetes, Xylariales, Xylariaceae.
AUGCCGGCAAACACCACCACCUUCACUCUGAACAACGGAGUAAGAAUCCCGGCCCUGGGCUUCGGCACCUUCGCCAGCGAGGGCGCAAAGGGCGAGACGUACAAGGCCGUCAAGUGCGCCCUCGAGGUCGGCUACCGCCACCUGGACUGCGCCUGGUUCUACCUCAACGAGGAGGAGGUCGGCGAGGGCAUCCGCGACUUCCUCAAGGAGCACCCCAGCGAGAAGCGCGAGAACAUCUUCGUCACCACCAAGGUCUGGAACCACCUGCACGAGCCCGACGAGGUCAAGUGGUCGCUGGAGAACUCGCUUAAGAAUUUCGGCCUGGACUACGUCGACUGCUUCAUCGUCCACUGGCCCAUCGCCGCCGAGCGCGACGACAACCACAUGCCCAAGAUCGGCGCCGACGGCAAGUACGUCAUCAAGAAGGACCUCACCGAGAACCCGGAGCCGACAUGGCGCGCCAUGGAGUCGCUGCUGGCCAGCGGCAAGACGCGCUCCAUCGGCGUCUCCAACUGGACGAUACCGGGCCUGAAGAAGCUCCUGAGCUUCGCCAAGGUCAAGCCGCAGGUCAACCAGAUCGAGGUGCACCCCUUCCUGCCCAACCAGGAGGUGAUCGACUUCUGCAAGCAGAACGACAUCCUCGUCGAGGCCUAUUCGCCGCUGGGCUCGCAGAACCAGGUCCCCAGCACGGGCGAGAAGGUCCGCACCAACAAGACCCUGAACGAGGUCGCCGAACGCAGCGGACACGACCUGGCGCAGAUCAUGCUGGCCUGGGGUAUCCGCCGAGGCUACGUCGUCCUGCCCAAGAGCUCUACCCCUUCGCGCAUCGAGAGCAAUGCGCAGAUCCCCGAACUGUCGGACGAGGACUUCGAGGCGGUCGAGAGUGUUGCGCGGGGCCGCCACACUCGCUUCGUCAACAUGCAGGACACGUUCGGCUACGAUGUCUGGCCUGAGGAGUCCGCGUAA